UCUCUUCGAUGAAGUUUUUCCAACUAGAAGAGGACCACUUUCUCAUUCCCGAAAAUCAGCACACGCAUUUUGCUGAGUUAAAUGUGUAUCCACGAAAUACUGUGCUGUAUCAAAUUCCUCGUAACGAAUGUGAAAUGAAAAGAAUUACCCACUGCCCAACUGGAGCUUAACUACUAUCCUAAGACUUUGUUUACCUCCUUGCUCGCCCAACUUUUCAUUCAACAGUAACUGAAGGUAUUUCGAUAAGCAAUGAAUAGCCACGGACAAAUUUCGCAAGCCUCUCCGUAGAUUCCUUUGCAUUUAGAGCUGCUGUCGCUAAACAUUCUUCCAAAAAAUGGUUUUAUUAAGCGAAACAGAUUCAAAUUUGUCUACACAACCUGUGCGGACAGGACACAACAAUGAGGAUAUCGACUGGCAAGCAACAAAGAGCAUAGGCGAAAGUUUUCUAUAUAUAUUAGAGCAAAAACUGCUCUGUGAUGUUGACUUCAUUGUUGGUUCUGACGUCGCUUCGGACACGGAAAAGAUAUCUGCGCACAAGUUGGUUCUGUCAACAAGGAGCUCUGUUUUCUUUGCCAUGUUCAGCGACAAAUGGUCUGCUGAUGGCAAUAAUAAUGAAGUCAAAGUUCCGGAUGUUGAGCCUGCUGCAUUUAAAGUUAUGCUCCAAUUUUUGUAUUCUGACAAUGUUGCACUUACUCUCGAUAUAGUCAGUCCUGUGAUCUAUGCCGCGAAGAAAUAUUCCAUCGUUGCCUUAGAAAAUAAGUGCUCUGAUUACCUUUCAGACAAUUUGUGUCCAGAAAAUGCUUUUAACGUUUUGAUACAGGCUAGACUUUUUCACAUGGAUAAACUUGUCAGUGACUGUCUGGAUAUCAUAGCCAAGAAUACUGAUACUGCACUAAAUUCAGAGGAUUUUUUAGACAUCGAUGUGGAAACUCUAGGUUUGGUAUUAGAAAGAUCAGACUUAAGGAUUGAAGAAAUAUUGUUAUUUGAUGCUGUUAACAGAUGGGCCGAGGAAGCCUGCGUAAAAAAUAAUCAUCCCGUUUCUCCAAAGCAGAAAAGGCUUCUGCUGAAAGACGCUCUCUCCUUCCUCAGGUUUCCUGUAAUGGAGCCAAGAGAUUUCUCCUCUAAAGUUGUCACUUCAGGUCUGCUUUCAAAAACAGAAAUAAUUUCUGUUCUGCUGCACUUUAGCUUAGAGUCCAACGCGAAAUGUGACAUUUUCAACACUGAACCGCGAAGGACAUGGGCUGUCGCUCAUCGAUUCCAGCAUGAAGUAACCGGUGGAUGUUUUGGGAGCCCCAAUCCUACUUCUUAUCACAAAAUCCAGUUUCACAGUAAUCGAGCCAUUAAUCUGAUUGGUUUUGGACUUUACGGCACUCCGGACGUCACAUAUCAAGUUAAGACUCAAGUGACAAAUUCUUAUUAUGGUAUAAACUCGCAGACCAAUUAUAGAACCCACUAUUGUUCUGACAAAAUUUUUAGAGUUUUUUUUCCUCAGCCGAUUAAGAUACAGCCAAAUACCAAUAACUCUCCGUAUGCUCUUCAUGUGUUAAUCCAGGGCUAUUAUUCGACAUAUGGAUGCAGUGGUAAAUCGACUGUAACAAAACCAGCAAUAAUUAACAAUACAAAAGAAAACGUCAUCAUUAAUUUCCUCAGCUAUGAAAAUGUUCCGAAUGAAGGCAACCGAGGACAUAUGACAGAUGUGAAUAGUGGGCAAAUCCCAGAGCUUCUUUUUGAUCCAUGAAAUGUCCCAUUUCUGGAUCUGUAUUCAUUUAAUUGUAAUUAUGCACUAAGGUCUUCUAAAA
This is a messenger RNA of Bemisia tabaci, 1799 nucleotides long. Lineage: Eukaryota; Metazoa; Arthropoda; Insecta; Hemiptera; Aleyrodidae. The record is from RefSeq and is a predicted model, not a curated record.